Molecule: messenger RNA, 228 nt
Organism: Cryptomeria japonica (Japanese cedar)
Lineage: Eukaryota; Viridiplantae; Streptophyta; Pinopsida; Cupressales; Cupressaceae
Product: non-specific lipid-transfer protein 4.3-like
Exons: 2
Coding region: 1-228 (75 amino acids)
Biological process (GO): lipid transport
Cellular component (GO): membrane
Molecular function (GO): lipid binding
Source: RefSeq, a predicted model, not a curated record
AUGGCAAUGAUUAGCGCAGGGACAUACGCCUCUAUUUCGUGUAUGACUGUUGCUUCAGAUUUAACCCCCUGUGCGGGCUUUGUUUCAGGGGCAGCCGCUCAGCCAGCCAAGGCAUGCUGUGACGGCAUUAGCAGUCUGAAUGCUGCCGCCAAGACAAAAGCGGACAGGCAAGCCGCUUGUAAGUGCAUACCCAUCAGCCGUUCAGUUGACUGCUCCAAGAUCAGCUGA